UGAGACCAAGUGAGAGAGACCAAGUAAGAGAGAGUGAGGCGGAAGAGAAAAAGAAAGAAACAACUGAUAAAGAAAGAGGAAAUAAAAAGAAUAAACGUAAGGAGGAAAGGACACAUCUAAUAUAAUCGAAAGAGAACAGUGUAUUCUUGUUAGAAGUUUCGAAGCUCAGUUACCAUGGAUGUUGUUGUUGAUUCGGCAAAGCUCUGGUUGAACGAGUUCCUCCCCUACUGGCGAAGGGCUGAGGGGACCUUGGCAGUCGUCGGGUUUUGUUACGCCGGCUCAGUCGCUAUCAGCUUGCUAUGGCAGGUCACGAAUGGGGUCAGAGUUCAUUUCUGGUCGCGACUCUGGAAGAAAGACUUGGUAGGGAAGUACGGGAAAUGGGCAGUUGUCACAGGGUCGACCGACGGCAUUGGGAAAAGCUACGCCAAGGAACUCGCAAGUAAAGGCAUGAACAUACUGCUGGUUUCCCGGACAAAGGCAAAGCUGGAGAGAGUUGCACAGGAGAUAACUUCAAAAUAUGGCGUCGAAACAGAUAUAGCACAGGCUGACUUCUCGGAAGGUCGAUCAGUUUAUGGUAACAUUGCUGAACAUCUGAAGGGAAAAGAUAUUGGGAUCCUAGUAAAUAACGUCGGUAUGCUCGUUACCCCCCGUCUCUUCUGUGAAAUAUCAGAGGACGACAUUUGGGCCUAUGCCAGUGUGAACGUGGCCUCUGUGCCCGCCAUGAUAAGGCUCGUACUCCCCACCAUGCUUGAGCGCGGCAAAGGGGCCAUUAUCAAUGUAUCGUCCAUUGGCGCCUACGUCCCUUUGCCUUACAUGCAGAUAUACACAGCAACGAAGUCAUUUGUCAGCAGCUUCACUCGUGCCCUGCAAGUGGAGUACCGUUCAUCGGGCGUUACUAUACAGUGCAUCGAACCAGGGGCCGUGUCUACUAACAUGACCAAGUUUGAAGAGAGUUUCCACCAGCCAGCCCUUAAUGUUCCAACGCCCGAUGGCUUUGCUGCAAAUGCCGUUGCAACACUGGGGUACUCCGACCACACCACGGGCUAUUGGCCGCACAGCAUCCAGCUAUUUACCAUGCUCGCUUCUCCUCAGUGGUUAGUUACGAGAGAAUUUGUGAAAGUCUUUGAAGAUUUGCAGAAGAAAAAAAUGAAGGAAAACUAAAGGAGACGAAGGAAGACUUGAUAUAGAAAAAUGAUGGGGAGGAAGAGGAGAGAGAA
This is a messenger RNA of Penaeus chinensis, 1217 nucleotides long. Its product is annotated as inactive hydroxysteroid dehydrogenase-like protein 1. Lineage: Eukaryota; Metazoa; Arthropoda; Malacostraca; Decapoda; Penaeidae. Gene Ontology annotation, molecular function: oxidoreductase activity. The coding region runs from base 175 to 1161 and encodes 328 amino acids. The record is from RefSeq and is a predicted model, not a curated record. The transcript is spliced from 7 exons.